Molecule: messenger RNA, 5033 nt
Organism: Meriones unguiculatus (Mongolian gerbil)
Lineage: Eukaryota; Metazoa; Chordata; Mammalia; Rodentia; Muridae
Gene: Gpr139
Product: G protein-coupled receptor 139
Exons: 2
Coding region: 529-1566 (345 amino acids)
Biological process (GO): G protein-coupled receptor signaling pathway
Cellular component (GO): membrane
Molecular function (GO): neuropeptide receptor activity
Source: RefSeq, a predicted model, not a curated record
CCGCUGAGGGAGAAGCGGGUGGUACCCACGCCACGCCCCUCCCUCCCACGGGACAGCCCGUUCUCCGACCAGGUCUUCCUCCGGGGUUCCCAAGUGAACCCGGUCUUUUCCUCCAGAAACCAGAGCCAGAAAAGGCUGCUGGGACCGGAUUCGGUUAACGUCCCACCCAAUCCCCCCCCAGCCCGUUGCGCGUGUACGCGCGGCGCGUGGACACACACACACACACACACACACACACACACACACAGCAUCCAGGCAGCUGCUGAUUGGCUGCAGGGAGCGGCGUCCCGGCCGGGUUUCUGAGGCGGGAGCUGAGCGGUCCUGGAGGGAGGUGCCCCUCCCGCGUCCCCUGCGCCCUGCCGAAGAGCGGAGCUGCUGAUCCAGGAGGACAGGUGCCCAGCCGCCGCCGAGGACACCGGCCCGGUGGUGGAAGCCGGUCCCGCGGUGAGACGGUCCCGCCCCAGCCUGCUGCCUGGUCCCCAGCCUCUUGGCAGCUGUGCCGAGCCCGGCCCGGCUAGGGGCGCGCUCAUGGAGCACACGCACGCCCACCUCGCCUCCAACAGCUCGGCUUGCAGCUUGGGCUUCGUGCCGGUGGUCUACUACAGCUUCUUGCUGUGCCUUGGGUUACCAGCAAAUAUCUUGACGGUCAUAAUCCUGUCUCAACUGGUGGCCAGGAGGCAGAAGUCCUCCUACAACUAUCUUCUAGCACUUGCUGCUGCUGACAUCUUGGUCCUCUUUUUCAUCGUUUUUGUGGAUUUCUUGUUAGAAGAUUUCAUUUUGAGCAUGCAGAUGCCUCCGAUCCCUGACAAGAUCAUAGAAGUGCUGGAGUUCUCCUCCAUCCACACCUCCAUUUGGAUCACAGUCCCCUUAACAGUUGACAGAUAUAUUGCCGUCUGUCACCCACUCAAAUACCACACGGUUUCCUACCCAGCCAGGACCCGGAAAGUCAUUGUGAGUGUUUACAUCACCUGCUUCCUGACCAGCAUUCCCUACUACUGGUGGCCUAACAUCUGGACUGAAGACUACACCAGCACCUCCAUUCACCAUGUCCUUGUCUGGAUCCACUGCUUCACCGUGUACCUGGUGCCCUGCUCCAUCUUCUUCAUCCUGAACUCAAUCAUUGUGUACAAGCUUAGAAGGAAGAGCAAUUUCCGCCUCCGUGGUUAUUCCACAGGGAAGACCACCGCCAUCUUGUUUACCAUCACCUCCAUCUUUGCCACCCUCUGGGCCCCCCGCAUCAUCAUGAUUCUCUACCACCUGUAUGGCACACCCAGGCAGAAGACUUGGCUGGUCCACAUCAUGUUGGAUGUUGCCAACAUGCUGGCCCUACUGAACACAGCCAUCAACUUCUUCCUCUACUGCUUCAUCAGCAAGCGGUUCCGUACAAUGGCAGCUGCUACCCUCAAGGCCUUGUUCAAGUGCCAGAAGCAGCCUGCACAGUUCUACACCAACCAUAACUUUUCCAUAACAAGUAGUCCUUGGAUCUCACCAGCAAACUCACACUGCAUCAAGAUGCUGGUAUACCAGUAUGACAAACAUGGAAAGCCUAUAAAAGUAUCUCCGUGACCGCAUAGGGCUGGCACUCGUGCCUCUGUGUAAUCUGUUUCCAGAUGAGAGGGUGUCCCAUCCUCUGGCUGAACAGCUCUCCUUAAGAGUGCUAACCUGAUUUCCUAUCUCCACAGACUGAGCAGCUCUCAGACUGGCAGAUGAGAAGAGAUGGAAGAGAAGAAAGGAAAGCAUGAAUCUUGUUUUUCUUUUGUGCACUUAGUUUCACAAAAUCACACUGACAGCCAAAGUUCCUGCUGGCUUGAAGAUCCCAAUGGCAGUUAUAAAUGCCGUCAUAUUGUGACCAAUAAAGACCAUGGUAGAGGAGUAGUUAGUGCUGGUACCAUCCACAGCUACUAGGAACUAACCGCUCAUGUGUGUAGCUGAUGAGGUCAUCCAUCAUUUCCCUGUGCCAUUGCCAGCAGCUAACAAGGCUGACUGUUUUGGGGUUGUUUUUUUUUUUUUUUUCCAAGGUGCCCUUUGUCCAAGACAGGGUUGUAGUCUCCAAGUGGCCCUGGCAACUCUGGCUGCAGAAUGACAGCAUGGGGGAAAAAAAGUAUCAAAUACCAUCCAAACUGUUGUAGGAAUGUCUAUGGGCGGAUCCAAACCGACAUGACUAUGUCCCUUAGACUUGGGGUCUAAGGGGCAGUUUUCUAUUUGCCAUAAUGUAUAGAUUUUAUGUCUCCUCUAAAACAAAGACCCUGCCUGGUGCGUGGGGGAAAGGAGGAGUACUUGAGCCCAGAAAAACAAAAAAUCAAACCCACUCUUGCCACUGUUUCAAUUCAUCCCUGUGUCAGCUGUAUGCGACCCUUGCAUUCAAAAUCACUUCCUACUGUGGCACUGCGCAUGCUUCCCAGAGAAGCCUCCUAUGCGUCAAGUUUUAGUUCUGCCUCUUGCUUGCUCAAGCUCCUGCCAAAACUGUUCAGUCAUGGGGGGGUCAGAAACUGCAGCUCUUCUGGUGGGUAAGGGGUGUCUAGCUCCCACCACAGCCCAGCUGGCAUCGCCAUGGAGGACCUCAAAUACAAACAAAACUGAUCCAGAGGGGUGGCUGUGCCAACCACUGGUAUGUCCUUUGAUGUAAGUGGCUCAGUUAGGUGGUGCCAAUUAUCAUUAAAGUCGUUCAACUCAGAUGCUUCAAAGAUGAUAAAAUAUAUUUAUUAUUCUCCCCUUGCCCAUUCAAGGUAGGAAUGAGUCUAGGAUGCGGAUAGGGGCUUCCUGGAGAAUUAACACUUGUAUGUACAGAUGUAUAACACACACAUACACACAUGAGUGUAUUGACUGUGUCCUGAGGUGUGCUUUAAAGAAGAUAAGAAAGCUAGAGUUCCUCUUGUUUUGCAUUUUAUUUGUGCCCCUUUUCAAGAUUCCCAGCAUUUGAACCCAUCCCUGGUUCGGAAGAAAUCUUUAAAAUGAUUUUUGAAACUGCAUGAUAUUUUUGGUGACCAACCUAAACAGUGAGCUGGAACACUUGGUUCCACAGGCUUGAUUUCUACUGCAUUUUCUUCCUAAAUCGGAAGGCAUGUGCCUAUCACGUUAAGGGGUCUUCAACAAAGAAAUGGGAUGGAAAGGUCCCCGGGGCAACACAAGUCCUAAACUUCCACCAAGGCCCUUCAGUCCUAACCCAGUGGAACUUGGGGUCGUAUCGCUCCUGCUGGUGUUCAUUCCUAUCCCUUUCAAACGACUUAUGGGAGAGUCUCACCAAACCCAAUGGUUACAUUCUAAAGUCAGUGCAAAAGGGAAUGACUUUCUGGUUCCUGUACCUAGUCCUCAGGGAAGAGGACCUAUGAACACCCAAGAAGCUGCAUUUUUCUCCAGUGUUGGGACAGGCUGCUGAUACUUGGGUUGAAGAUAAUACAGAGUCAGCUGGUGGCAGGGGAUGUGUCCUGCUAUGGUGGUAUAUCUGAGAACAGCAGGACAACCGGGACACAGCAAGCCACUCCCACUGAAAGGUCUGCAGAAGUUACUCACGUGAGGGAUGAGCAGAGUCCUAGCUUCCAUCUUGCUUGCUCCCCAGACCAUAUGCUCAGUCCGUGAAACGAGAACAAACUCUCCCACAUCACUUGAAUUGCAUUUCUUUCUUUCUUUUUCCCCAAGCAUGUCCAACUGAAUGUAUGUUCAUUAGCUGUGUGUACGACACACUUCCACUGCACCCGCCCCAUAAGCAACAUUAACCAAAGGCUACCUAUCCUGAAUAUAUAUUAUAUAUGUGUGUGCGUUUAUUUAUUUUUUAAAACGUAUAUCUCUGAAAAUGUUAGUUUGAGCUAUACAUAAAUGAUUCAAAGUGCAAUAUCUAUAAAGGUUAAGCAAUUCCUUUUUGAGAAUGUACACAAGAUGAAGGGCAAGUCUUUGACUCUCAGUGCUGUCUGCCGUGUGUUUUAAUUGUAUGUAAAACAUAUUAAUUAUUUAAAAGCUGGGUGUGCAGUGGGAAUGCUUUGCACAGAUUCUCACUUAGUACUUUUCUUAACAGUAGUUUCUACCAGGUCGUACGGUGUCAUCUCCUUCUUCUGACAACAUUUUCUAUCUCUCUAAGUCAUUUUUUAAGCUAAUCUAUGAAAGCACUCCAGAUAGUUGCUACAUCUUCUGUUUAAAAUACACACGGAUACCCUUUGGGUAUAUAUAUAUAUAUAUAUAUAUAUAUAUAUAUAUAUAUAUCCACCUAUACAUGUAUGUAUAUAUACAUAUGUACUUAUGUAUGUAUACGCCUAAAGUUUAUUUAAGAUUUCGGGAUGCCAGAAGGAACAUUCAUUUAUUAUUGAUAUUCAUAAUAACAGACAAUAGUGAAGAUGCUUUCUUUCUAACUUUAAACAUUGCAAGCCUUUUCUCUCAGGCCGGGUUUGGGGAUGAAGCCUUGACUAUCGAAGCCUGUCACAUAAACAGCUGCUGCUAAGGGCCACCACCUUAGCCUGGGUUUUUGUGGUGCUUCUUUCAAAGACUGUUCACUAUCACUCCCAUCGCUGUAUGGUUUGUAUCCUUGGACGUGGCGACAGCGCCACACAUGGGUACAUGCCAAGUCUUUUUCUUAGCAAGUAGAAGCCUGAAAAAGGAGACUGAGGGGAAGGGCAGACAAACCAUAGAUGACAAGCCAUGUGACUGCAUGAACACCCGUGUUCCAAACACCUUGCAAUAGGAAAGGGUUAUUUUGUACAGUUGGUGCCUACCUGUUCAACCUGGGGAGCCCUUUGGAAGUGCAUAAACGACUCUAAUGUUGACUACUACUGCUCAAAAAUGGAACAGGAGGCUACCACCGAAAAAUAGUAAAUGCUCAUAUUUUUUUAACUAGAUAAUUUAUUGUGUUUGGACUAGUUUGUAUUCUAAUAAAUUCUAAUAUGGUGCGCACUUGGUGUUUGCUGUUUGCAUAUGUGUUCAACCAACUGCAGAAUGCUGGGGUUUUAUUCAUAUUAUUUUUAAUUGAUAAAAUCAUAAUUGUAUACAGUUAUGGGGUGCGAUGUGAUGUUUUGAUAUAUGUAUUAAAUGUGCAAUGAUUAAAUCAA